This is a messenger RNA of Apiotrichum porosum, 1839 nucleotides long. RefSeq lists its product as uncharacterized. NCBI's taxonomy places the organism in Eukaryota, Fungi, Basidiomycota, Tremellomycetes, Trichosporonales, Trichosporonaceae. The coding region runs from base 1 to 1839 and encodes 612 amino acids. The record is from RefSeq and is a predicted model, not a curated record. The transcript is spliced from 6 exons. Gene Ontology annotation, molecular function: arylsulfatase activity.
AUGUCCGAAAAGCGCCCCAACUUCCUCCUUAUCGUUGCCGAUGAUUUAGGCUACUCUGACCUGGGUUGUUUCGGCUCGGAGAUCAAGACGCCCAAUCUGGAUGCUCUGGCUGCCGAUGGCUUGCGCUUCAGUGACUACCACACCGCACCAAUGUGCUCUGUUGCCCGCGCCAUGGUCAUGAGCGGCACGGACAACCAUGUGGCAAUGCAGCAACUUCUGUACCGCAGCGACGACGGACAGACCAUGGGCAACGUGUCGCUCUGCGAGGGCUAUUUGACUCGCAACAUUGCAGCCAUGCCUGAACUCCUCAAGGACGCUGGCUACCAGACGUUCAUGUCUGGCAAGUGGCAUCUUGGGUUCCGCCCAGGGUACAUUCCGACUGACCGCGGAUUCGACCGCGUCUUCUCUGUCCUUCCUGCUAGCUCGAACCAUUUCGGUUUCGAUCCUAAAUGGGAAGGCGGCGAGGACGCGCGUCCUCCUAUCCACGGCCACCAGCCACCCAUCUACGUCAAGGAAGACCAGCGAUACGAGGUUACCCCCAACAUGGAAUCGAACACCGAGGGUUUCUACUCGUCCAAGAGCUUUGUUGACGAGCUCCUGGGCUUCUUCGGCGACCGCGAGGCAUCUGAAGAGGACAAGGAUCGCCCCUUCUUUGCCUAUCUCCCGUUCACCGCACCACACUACCCGUUGCAGUGCUUCAAGUCGGACCGUGACAAGUACCGGGGUGUGUACGAUGAGGGACCUGGUGUCCUGCGCCAGAAACGUCUCCGGCAGCUCGUCGAACGAGGUAUCAUUCCCGAAAACACGGUGCCGCACGAGGUCUUCUCGCCCGAGAAUGCCCCGUGGGAGGACCUGAACGCCAAGGAGCGCACGUACUCGGCCCGUGCGAUGGAAUGCUACGCAGGCAUGGUGGACUGCAUGGACCAGCAGAUCGGCCGUGUCAUUGAGCACCUGCGAGAGACCGGCGAGCUCGACAACACUGUGGUCAUGUUCUUCUCCGACAAUGGCGCAGAGGGUACCGCCCUCGAGGCCGAGGAGCUCAUCGGCCCAUGGCUGCUUGAAACUAUCAACGAGUUUUACAACAACGAGUAUGACAACAUUGGAAACGUUGAUUCGUUUGCGUGGGCUGGACCCCGCUGGUGCCAAGCCUCAACCGCACCUAACCGCCUGUACAAGCACUUUACGACCGAGGGAGGUGUCCGCGUACCGCUCGUGGUUCGCUACCCUGGGUUCAAGCACCUGGCUCCCGGUGGCAUCUGUCACGCGUUCACCAGCGCCAUGGAUAUCCUCCCCACAUUCUUGUCCCUCGCCGGCGCCACCCACCCCAACGCCAACCCGGCUCACGCAAGGGCGACGGCCCCAUACCACGACCGUCAAGUCUUUCCCAUGCGCGGCAAGUCGUGGGUCCCGUAUCUACGCGAUGGCCUAUCCGCCGCGUCCACGGAGACACCGCCGCAUGCUGGGUCGUACCAAGGGGAGGCCGAGGCGGUCUAUGGCGUCGAGAAACCUGUUGUGGCGUGGGAGCACUAUGGCAAGUGCGCGUUGCGCAGUGGCCGCUGGAAGAUUGUCAACAUGCCCACAAACCAGCCCACUGGAACCGGGAAUUGGCAGCUGUACGACAUGUACAGUGACCAGGGAGAAACAAACGACCUGGCAGCUCAGCAUCCUGACAUUGUGCGCGACCUCCUGGUCGAAUGGGACAAGUGGCAGGGCGAGACUGGCGCACCAUCCCUUAUGAUCGCGAGCGAGGUGGAAGACUUGUUGUCUGGCGAUGUCAUAUCCGACCAGAAGCUGUGGAUGCGGCUGGGCAACGGGAAGCGCUUUGACGAAGGGUUGUAG